UCAGCAGGGUGCCGGUCGCUAUGGACCGUCCACCCAGCAGGGAGCCGUCCGCCGUGGCCCUUUGCCCUGCGGUCAGGAGCUGGGGUGGACGCCUGACCCCGGCGGCCCCCCUGGUGUCCCCCUGGCCGCCGGCGGGCACGCCCGGCCAGCGCUGCGUGGACGUGUUGGUGUCCAGCGCCGAGCACCCGGCGCUGUUCGCCGUGCAGGCCUGGAGCCAGCUGCACCGGCUGGAGCGGCUGGAGGCUAGGAUGUGUCGCCACUAUUGGAGCUCCCGGGGCCACGAGUGGGCGGACGUGGCGGAGGAGGCGGGAGAUGAAGAGGUGGAGGAGGAGGAGGUGGUGGUGGCGACGGAGCCGUCGUUCGUCGCCUGCGUGCAGGAUGACCGGGUGUACCGGGUGGAGCUGAAGUGUGCGUGCCCGCCGGGCAAGGCCAUGGUGUACCGGGUGGACUACGGGGAGUGGGACCUCGUCCCCCUGUCAACCCUGCGGCCCCUCGUGCCGGCGUUCACCCGGCUGCCCGUGCAGGCCCACCUGGCCCAGCUCGCCGACGUCCCCCGCCGGCGCUGGUCGCCGGAGCUGGCCCAGGUGUUCAGGAAGCUGGUGGAGGGGCGGCCGUUUGUGGCGCUCGUGGAGGAGGAGGAGGGUGACGGGGCGGGGGGCGGGGUGGACGGGGCGGUGGGCAACUCGGCGGGGCGAGCUCCCAAGCUGAGGUUGUCGCUGGUGGACACGUCCCAUCCCGAGCGGGACGUCGUCAUCGGCGAGGUCAUGAUGGGAUUCGCUCGGAGUUGAUGAUGAGUGCAGCGUCGUCCCACGCACAGCGUCAUCACACGCACAGCGUCAUCACACGCACAGCGUCGUCCCACGCACAGCGUCGUCACACGCACAGCGUCGUCACACGCACAGAGUCGUCACACGCACAGAGUCGUCACACGCACAGAGUCGUCACACGCACAGCGUCGUCACACGCACA
Messenger RNA from Lethenteron reissneri (Far Eastern brook lamprey), 969 nucleotides. Its product is annotated as tudor domain-containing protein 7-like. The record is from RefSeq and is a predicted model, not a curated record. Lineage: Eukaryota; Metazoa; Chordata; Hyperoartia; Petromyzontiformes; Petromyzontidae. Gene Ontology annotation, cellular component: P granule. Gene Ontology annotation, biological process: P granule organization; lens fiber cell differentiation; spermatogenesis.